AUGGUUAAUUAAUUAAAUUUAAAAACUAAGAAGAUAUUGCAAUGGUUUUAAAAAUAUAUAAGUCUUUAUUAGUCAAGAGGAGCACCAAAAAAUUAAGUACAUUAUGAUGGAGGUCAAAAAAACUCGAUCAGGACAUACAAUGACAAUUCAAACACCAGACAAGGAUUCUAAAUUGGAUGGGACAUCGAUCAAACCAGAAAGGGCGACUCCAAAAUUGCAGGAAAAGUCGGUCAAGAUCAAAGAAACUCGUAUAUCCCCUCUUAUCAAGCUCAAACAUACAUGCCAGUUGUUGAAUAAAAUCAAGACGAGGAUUACAUGAAGUAGUUAUACAUUCAAGAAAUGAACAAAAAACAAGAGUUGGCUGCAUUGUACAAGCAACCCGACUAAUAUUACCAGGAUGCUUUGGAUAAUUACAAUAAUGGAAUGCCAUAUUCAAAUAACAAUAACCCUAACAAUUAUGAACAACCUCAAAUGCUAAAAUAAUCCAACAAAUACGAUCAUUAUCAAUAACCAAAUGAUGAUGAGGAACUCUAUUCGAAAUAUAAACAAGGAAAUAGUGGUAGUAAAUAAUAGUACACUGGUAAACCACCAAUGGCCUAAUAUAAUCCCAUCACAGGUAUCGCUUAUGAAAAUGCUUAUGCUAAUCAACGAGCUCAUGAACCAUAGCAAUAAUAGCAGUAGUAGGAUGAUGCCCUUAGUUAAUUUAGUUAAUUGCAAUAACACAAAGUGACUUCGAUGAAGAACAAAACUUCAAAUAUCUUUAACACCGAUAUGCAGGAGACUGAGAACAUCAACAAUAAUAGACAAAAUAGCAGGCUCUUAAAUAAAAGAAAGGAGAUGGAUGAUACUCAAUACAAGGGAUAUGGUUAGUUUUACAAGAAUCCGAUUGAACCAGUCCAAACCCAAUAUAGAGAGCAGAAAUUUGUUAAUAGAAAUAUGAUUGACAAUGGCAUAUUUCCAAAAUGA
This is a messenger RNA of Paramecium tetraurelia, 966 nucleotides long. RefSeq lists its product as uncharacterized. The record is from RefSeq and is a predicted model, not a curated record. Lineage: Eukaryota; Ciliophora; Oligohymenophorea; Peniculida; Parameciidae. The transcript has 6 exons.